CCGAGCUUUCCAUGAAUCGAUGAACGCAGCAAGCACCGUCCAACAUGGCGGCCCAGCGCAGGAAUUUGAUGCAGAGCCAUCAGAGCUGGACAGAUGACCUGCCUCUGUGUCAGAUGUGUGGGGUCGGCACAGCACCCAACUGUGUGUACGGCCCCGAUGGUAAAGGAACUCAGAGCCACACCAACGAAGACGGACACCUUGGGUUCAGAGGCGAGGACAGCUGUUUCCUGUACGGAGUCUUUAACGGGUAUGACGGCAGCAGAGUGGCCAGCUUUGCAUCCCAGUGUCUGACCGCUGAACUGCUGCUGGGACAGCUCAACUCGAGUCACACGGACAAUGACAUCCGUAGGAUCCUCACACAGGCCUUUGAUGUGGUGGAGAAGAGCUACUUCGAGACGAUAGAUGACGCUCUGGCUGAGAAAGCCACCCUGUCCAACUACCUCCUACCACACAAUGAGAAUGUCUCAUUCCAUCACUCUUCUCAGAAUCAGAAGGUGCAGGAGCGUCUGAAGGAGCUGGAGCAGGAGGUGUCGGGAGGAGCUACAGCUGUGGUGGCACUGAUCCUUAACAACAAGCUGUAUAUCGCCAAUGUUGGUACCAACCGAGCACUGCUGUGUAAGUCCAGCAGCGAUGGACAGAACCAGGUCCUCCAGAUUGGCCGGCCUCACAGCACUGACAAUGAAGACGAGCUGCAGAGACUGGCUGCGUUGGGUGUGGAUUCAACACGAGUGAAGCAGGCGGGGCAGAUCGCUGGGCAGAGCAGCACCAGGAGGCUCGGAGACUACAGGGUCAAGUUCAACUACAAUGAAAUCGACUUACUCAGUGCGGCCAAGACAAGGCCGAUCAUCUCAGAGCCGGAGAUUCAUGGAGGCCAGUCUUUGGACGGCGUAACAGGAUUCUUGCUGCUGAUGUCAGAAGGUCUCAUCAAUGCCCUUGAGUCUGCUCACGGAGCCGAACAGGCCAAUCAGGAAAUCGUUGCCAUGGUAGCAGCAGAACUGGCCCAGCAGACCAGUCUGGAGGCAGCGGCUCAGUCAGUGGUGGAGCGAGUCAAACGGCUGCACCACGACGUCUACGUGUCCGGCCGUCAGAGGGCGACCUACUGUUCCCGACAUGAGGAUAUGACCCUGCUGAUCCGCACGCUCAACUACCCGCUGGCUGACGGAGCGCUGACACCUACGCAGGGUGGCCGCAUCUAUCCCGUGUCAGUGCCAUACUCCAACAGCCAGAGCACGAGUAAAACCAGUGUCACCCUCUCACUGGUAAUGCCAUCUCAAAGUACCCUCACCAAUGGGACCAACACGGCCUCCACCCUGGAGGAAGGCACCCCAACACCAGGCAGUCAGAGUCCCACGGCUACCCUCCAGUCCACCAACACCCAGACGCAGAGCUCCAGCUCCAGCUCAGGAGACGGGAGCCUGUUCCGCCAGAGAGGGAGCCAGGCAGCUCAGCCUGAUGAGACGGGACGGGUACCGCCUUAUGUGGACUUCAGUCAGUUUUACCGCCUGUGGGGGAGCGACCACAGCGACGGCCAGAGCACCCAGGGAGGACUGGGGCCCCAGUGAAGAGGGCUGGGAGGGUGCAGGCUGCAGGUCUCAAAGGGAUGGACUUGGUUUCUGGCAUGGAUUGAGAAGGGACAAAGACUUUAAAGAAGUGGUCUGGAUUCAAGUUAAAAUGCUUUUAAUGUAUCCCAAAUAAAAAUAAGUGGCCUAAAGGUGCAUGGGGAUGAGUGGAGGAAAGACUUGUGUGAAGAAAACCCCUAAAACACCUUCAUCAAGUAAACUCCUGUAACAAUGCUGGUAAUUAAUGAUUGUGAAUAUACUGUAUUAUGUAAUCAGGAUUGUAGCUGUUAUUGUUCCACGUUAAAACACGUAUCUACAAACAAGAAUCUCAAAGACUUGAGUUUGUGCAUUUAAGAAUGAUAACACUGUAAGACUUUAUAAUGACAUGAAUGGGUGAGUUUUGAAGUGUUUUUUUAUUGUAAUGAAAGCAUAAAUCUAAACGUAUCAAACCCU
Cheilinus undulatus (humphead wrasse) is the source of this 2012-nucleotide messenger RNA. RefSeq names its product TGF-beta activated kinase 1/MAP3K7 binding protein 1 (gene tab1). The transcript is spliced from 11 exons. Gene Ontology annotation, biological process: protein dephosphorylation. Gene Ontology annotation, molecular function: protein serine/threonine phosphatase activity. The coding region runs from base 45 to 1562 and encodes 505 amino acids. The record is from RefSeq and is a predicted model, not a curated record. Gene Ontology annotation, cellular component: cytosol. NCBI's taxonomy places the organism in Eukaryota, Metazoa, Chordata, Actinopteri, Labriformes, Labridae.